CCUGCAAUCACUCCGUUGGAGUUAGCUAGAGCCAAGGCUAAAAUUGCCAACGACCUUCAUGGUUAGGUAGGGCAUCGAUGGCUUAUCUGUGAGACGCGUCUCCUACCAAAGAAGCAUUCUACAGCCCAACCAAAAAGGUCAUUAUAAUUGGACAUAUGCUUAAUUAGGCAGUAAUAAGGGAUAACGUUUACUUAAGCAAGGAGCUUGGUGCCAUGGAGGACAGGAGGACUAAACGUGGCUUGCGCUCUAGGAAUGCUGAUCGGAGCGAGGAUGAGAAAGGGGCUCGUUUAGGUUCGGGACAGGCCACAGGAGGCGGUGGCAUCUUUAAGUCAGCGGCGGUAGCAGUACUUCGCCAGCACCGCAAGUUGAUGACAACAGGUGACAUCACCAGGCUGGCUGUCGAGAUGGGGCUCCUGAAGUGUCAGGGCAAAACACCGGAGGCUACGAUGGCUUCGGCGCUGUACACCGAUGUCAAACGCAAGCUGCACAAGUCCCUCUUCACCAGGCCCCAGGAGGGAUUGUUUGGGCUGCGGGAGUGGCUGGAGGAGGGGUACUAUCCGGAGGGCUGGGUGGGGCCGCCAGACGGACUAGGUCUGGCCCCCUUCAAGCGGCGGAACACCGUGGGGGCCCAGCAGGGCAGCGGAGGUGGAGCCUCUUCAGUGGGAAAAGCUAGCCGGCAAGGGGUGCGCACGGGGCCGGGUCGCUCCUCCAAGUCGCGAGCCGCGCGGUCCUGGCGCAGCGCCGCUAGCGAUGCGGAGGACGAGGACUUCCUGGACGAUGAGGAGGACCCCAUGCUCACCAGCAGGCCGGGAGCGGGGUCCUUCGGAGCGGCUGGCGGUGCGGGGGGCUACCUGGGGGCUGGAGAUGAGGAGGAGGGCGACGAGGGCUACGGGGAAGGGGAGGACGGAGAGGAUGAGGAGGUGGAUGACGGGGAGGAUGGGGGCACGGACGGGACGGGGGAUGGGUUGGAGGAGCACGGCAGGGAGGAGCGGCGGCUGGCUGGCGGCGAGGGGGGCGCGGCGGUGGAGGGGCAGGCGCAGGCGGGAGGAGCCGCUAAGGAGGCGACGAGCAGCAUGCAUCCUCACGCUGGGCUGGCGUCAGGCCGGCGCGGUGGCAAGGGCCGCGCCGCGGGUGGCGCCGGUGAGGCCAUGCUGCCCCAGGACGAGUGCUUGUCGCCGCUGCACAUGCUGGGGGAGGCGGCGGCGAGUGAGAGCAUGGGCGACCUAGCGGCUGCGGCGGAAGAAGCGCACGGCACGCCGCCCGCCAAGCGCAAGCGCCCAUCCAGCAUUAUGGUCCCUGAGCGCGGCGGCGGGCUGGGCGGCGUGGAGGGAAUCACGCCGAAGUCGCCCUACGAGGACAGCCUGGCAGCGCUCCAUGAAAUCGCUACCAGUCCCUCCACGUUUGACCUGACAUCGCAGCGAGAGCAGCAGCGGGAACGGGAGGGCGGGGUUGGAUCGCGUGAGGGCGGUGGGAAGCUGGGCGGGCGGCAGCGGCCCCGGCUGCAAGUGGACGUGCCGGGCCACGGAGGGGAACUGGGCGGCGGCCCCGGCAGCCGCAGGGAAGGGGGCACGCCAGGGACGACUCAGCUUGCGGAUAACCCAAUGUUACAGGGCGAGACCACACCUGCCAUCCUGCUGCAGGCCUCUCCCGUCACCACAGCCUCGGGGCAGCAGGCCAUGGUGCUCCGCCAGGCGCCCGUGCUGGUGACGCUGCCGCCGGCGCUGGCGUCUCCCUCCGCGGCGGGCAUGGGGCAGCUGGACACCCCGGCGCUGCUGCAUGUGCAGCUGCCGGGCGGGACGCCGUCGGAGCUGGUGCAGACCACACUCAUAACGCCUACGGGCCAGCCGCUGUCGCCCUUCCGGCCGCACCCCGGGGGGAGCAGCGGGCCAGCUGGUCGUGGAGGGCUGCUCAGGGCAGACGGCGGCUCCGGAGCGACACGGCCCCCGGGUCGCCGGGUGAGCUUCUCCGGGCAGGUGGGGGUCCUGGGUCCGCCCCCGCCCUCCUUGGGGACACCCGUACAGCAGCAGCAGUCCAUGCAGCAGCCACCGACCCAUGGGUCAGGCGGCGGCGGAGGCCCGGCGUCGGCAAGCCAGGCCUGGCCUCCCAAUUUGACGCCGGAGCAGGUGCAGAGCGAGCUCGCGGAGAUCACCAGGAUGCAGACGGUAGUGGAGCGGUUGGAGUCCAAAUUAGGCAACACGCAUCCGCAGGUGGGCAAGGCCUGGCUGGCACUGUCGCGCAUGUACCAGCACGUCGCGGAGGCGGAGCGCAACAACGGCGGCACCGGCAGCACCAACAUGGCCAAAGCGGCUGCGGCCGUGAAGCGGGCCUGGGCGGUGUGUCGUGCCUGCGCUGAGAGCUGUGGCACCUCCUUGCAGUGCGAUGACUCCUUCCGCUACCUCACCAAUCGCACGAGUGAGGCAGCAGUGGAACCCGCAGCACCCGCGGAGGCCCCCCAGGCGCCCGCUGGGGUGCCGGCAGCUGGGGACAUGGAUACGGCGCCUGCGGCAGCAGCAGCAGCAGGUAAGGCAGCCAAUACGAUAGGGCAGGACGGGCAAGGAGGUUCAUCAGCAAGUCCAGUACAAGAGGGAUCGGGUGGAGGCGCCGUGGGUGCAGCCGGGGAAGGCGGGGCUGGGAGUCAGCAACCGGAGGAGCCGUCCCAAACGGCGGCGGCAGUGCCAGGGGAGGGGAAUGGGGUUGGGGUAGGUGUAGAGGAAGAGGGGAAGCAGUCGCCUCCAGUAGAUGCUAUGGAAGAGUGAAGAUGGAUAAGGUCUUUAUUACCUGCUAGGAGCAGUGUGCAUUCUGUGCAUGUCAAGCAAUGACGUUCAUGCUGCCUUGGCCUUGUAAAGGGCUGCCAUUUGGCUGCACUCAUGGCCAGAGUGCUUCGGGGAAUGCUGAAACGUCCAUGACUGCAUUCUCACAUUGGGCUGGCCCAAAUGUACCGUAUAGGAUAGACGGGAGAUGAUGAUGAAUCUCCAUCGGUAGACGCUCGCAUGUGCAUUAUAUUGAUUAUGAUCCAUUGUACGACACCGUGGGCAGUACACCGACUUGUGUGGUAGGCAUAUGUGGGUAGAAGGUCAACAUAGUAACGCACAGCGUCUGCGGUCUAUGUUUCUAGACGCGGUGUCCGUUAAUGUCUGGCAACAGGGCACAGCGGCCAGGUACCGUCCAAAGUCAGGUACCGCUGCUUGCGGAAAUGUGACUACUUACGCUGACGUCUUGCUUUUCAAUCCGGUUGUGCUUCAUCUUGUCACUAUGCCGUUUGGGGGUAAUGAUGCGUGUUGACACUGUUUUACGAUGGCUGUUGGUACCACCAAUGGUGACAUGCUUGCGGGCAUGGUGAGAGCAACGGGAUACCGGUAGG
Astrephomene gubernaculifera is the source of this 3361-nucleotide messenger RNA. Lineage: Eukaryota; Viridiplantae; Chlorophyta; Chlorophyceae; Chlamydomonadales; Astrephomenaceae. The record is from the annotation of a GenBank genome assembly.